GAGAAUAUCACUAUUCAACAAUAUGGCUGCUGCUGAUAAGAAUUUUGUGGGAUUACUUAAUGGUCUUGCACGAAGAAGUUAUUUUGCUGAACAUGACAUAACAGACGAAUUUCUUAAAGAAGAACUCUUUCCUGACCUUGAGCAAGAUGAUUUUGAUGCAUUAUUGAAGAAGUACGAUAGUUUAUUGAAAAGUAUCGUCGCUGCAGACAUGGAUUUUAACCAACUCGAUGCCUUUUUGACUUCACAAAGGAAACGAAGGCAAGGUGCCAUAACAGAAGAACAGUCUGCUUCAAUAGUGAAGUUUUGGAAGUCUCAAAAGGCCAAAAUUCACGAGAUUAUGGUGAACAAGAGUCGUUGGAAUAAUAAAUUAAAGGACUUAAGUUGGAGAAUUGACUUUAAAAGUCAAGCUCGUCAUGUCAGUCAAAUAAACACUCCUGUGGCUAUUGUUGAAAUGAAGUUUCAAAGUCCUACAAAUGAAGAGAAUACGAUGCAUUUUGAAAUGGAUGAUAAUCAGCUUGCUGAUGCAUUGAAAAGUAUUUGUGAAAUUGAAAAACUUGUUGAAAAAUAUGGGAAGUGAAUUAUCAAAGUAAAUAUAGCCAUAUUGUCAUAUAUAAAAUGUAUGUAAUCACACAAGUUUUGAUGAAAAUUAUUUUAUAAUGUUGUUGACUAACUUAACCAAACAUUUUAUAGAGAAUGUUGGUAUUGUAUUACAGCAUGUGUACCAUUAA
Molecule: messenger RNA, 728 nt
Organism: Xenia sp. Carnegie-2017
Lineage: Eukaryota; Metazoa; Cnidaria; Anthozoa; Malacalcyonacea; Xeniidae
Product: COMM domain-containing protein 1-like
Exons: 2
Coding region: 23-577 (184 amino acids)
Biological process (GO): regulation of proteasomal ubiquitin-dependent protein catabolic process; negative regulation of sodium ion transmembrane transport; copper ion homeostasis
Cellular component (GO): endosome
Source: RefSeq, a predicted model, not a curated record